Molecule: messenger RNA, 2094 nt
Organism: Lotus japonicus
Lineage: Eukaryota; Viridiplantae; Streptophyta; Magnoliopsida; Fabales; Fabaceae
Product: protein PTST homolog 2, chloroplastic
Exons: 8
Coding region: 261-1802 (513 amino acids)
Source: RefSeq, a predicted model, not a curated record
UCAGUGCCAAGUGUGGAAUUGAAACUACAAAGUGCAAAGUGUGUUGUUGUUGUUGUGUAAUGUAAACAAAAAAUAACCACCACUAAGAAGUGUCAAAGAUUCAAGAAACUGAGCUAAAUUUGGAGGCUAGUAUUUGUUCGUUGCUUGGUUCGCGGUUUCACUGUUACUCCCUUUUUCCUUUCUUUCUUCAAUUCCCACCGUGCGCACUGCACGUUGCCUCAUUGCCUCGCCCAGCAACUGUUCGACGAAAUGCCUGAACCAUGCAUUCGCUCACCGCACGCUCUCCUUCAAUGCUCAUCCCCCAUUUGACUCCUUCUCUCGUUCCCCCGCACUUCGCCUCAUUCAGAAGGGUGGAGAGGUUCGCGGCGUUAUGCGAACCUGGUUCGGUUCUGUGGCGCGAGGGUCCCUUCAGGAAUGGGAGUGUUGGGAGUGUCAGUGUCUACAAGGGUUUGUGCUCCGUGUGGCGGUGCAAGGGUAGGGACGGGAGUGGUGAGGGCGAGGCGUUCUCUUCUCUGGAGGCGGAGAUUUUGGAGUUCAUGCAGAAAUCGGAGAACCCAGGUGCGUUUCCCACUAAGAAUGAGCUUGUUGCAGCUGGGAGAGUGGAUUUGGUUGAAGCCAUUGUUGAAGAAGGAGGCUGGCUCGCGUAUGGGUGGGAUUUGAAUGAUGGGUUUCUUGAGAGUCACGAUCUUGAAGAUGGAAGUGGCAGUGAAAUUGAAUAUAAUGCAACUUGGGCUUCUGGGGUUGCUUCUACCUCUUCUACUUCUUCUUCAGCUAACUCUUCUCAACCAGCUAAAUCAGUGGAAUUCGAAGCUGAGGAGUCUGGAAUUGAGGGAAUAUUGAAUCGGCUGGAGAAAUACAGGAGCAAUUCUUUUGGAAGUGGCUUCAGAGGGAAAGAAGAUAGUACUUCUUCUGAAAACAAUGAAGAUAGAGAUGAAUGGGAUCAUAGAACCCCAACCAAUGCUGUCAAACUUGAUCAGCACAAAUCUCAAUUAGGUACUGAUAGUUUCAGAAACUCACUUAAGCCAGAGAUGUGGAAGAGUUGGGUUAUUCAGAGGAAUGGUUCUCAGGAUGCAGAUUUUGAAGAUGCUGAAAUUGUUCCGAGUGAAGCUCCGAAAGGUGUGAGUAAUGUUUCAGGAAGACCUGAUAUCCUCAAAACAAACAAGUUUUCUUCUGAGCUUAGAAGCAGAGAAACAGGAUGGGAUUCUGUUGAUGGAAUCCGAAAUGCAAAUCACAUUGACAUCAAAUCUCGUCUCCAGCAUCUGGAAUCAGAGUUAUCCUCUGCACUUCACGUGAUGAGGUCUAUCACUCCUAAAGCUUCAAUGGACUUGGAGCAGAAGAGUUCUUCAGAUGAUCUUGCAAAGCUUUCAGAUGCUUUGGAAUUCCGGGAAAAUGAGAUCAUGCAUGCUCAGGACACACUGCGUUCAUUACGUGCUAAGUUGUCCGUGUUGGAAGGAAAGAUGGCAAUGAAAAAAAUGGAUGCACAAAAGGCAGCGGAAGAGAAGCAGAAGAAGAUUAAGAAUGCCAACAAAGCUGUGAAUCUUCUGAAGAGUGUUGAUAUAGUUUGGCCUAAACCUGCUUCAGAAGUAUUUUUAGUAGGAUCAUUUGAUGGUUGGUCCUUCAAGAGAAAGAUGGAGAGGUCAGUCACUGGUGUAUUCACUUUGGCCUUGUAUCUGUAUCCUGGAACAUAUGAGAUCAAGUUCAUUGUUGACGGUGAAUGGCAAAUUGAUCCUUUACUUCCUAUUGUUAACAACAAUGGCCAUGAGAAUAAUGUUCUAACCGUUCGUGAUUGGAGGAGAGCGUGACGUCAGACAGUAUCCGUAGAACACAAUAGGAUGACUCAUGUGCAUUAGGUUAGGUUAGUCACCCAAUUUUUUUCGUAUCCAUUUUUUUCACUAUUGUACAAAAUACAGUGAGUUCAUUGAUUCUUUUACUUAGUCCUUGUAAACUUUUAGAUGUAGAUAUAUUGACUGAUUGCAAACUUAUCCCACUCAGUCAUGUUAAUACAUUCAUGUAAUAUGUGUAAAAAUGGUGAUACGCCGUAUCAAAUGAUGCAAGUCCCCCAUAUUCACAAGUUUCAACAUUCUUACUUUCUUA